CGACACUUGAGAUCGGAAGUCGGCCUGCAUGGCGGCGCUGGUGCGGGUUGUGUCGUGUCCCUGCCGCGCUGCGCUUUUCACUCGAGUCGCUUCUGGUUUGUUGUUCAGGACUAAACGGCAGCAGGAGGGAUUCAAUCUUCACCCCUUCAGUCAUCAUCAAACCACCAGAGUUUUAUUCUCCAACAUUCAGCUGCAAAACUCAGCAGAAAUGUCAGUUUCUUUCUCCACAUCAUCAUCAUCUUCAGAAGCCAUGAGCCAGAGGAUGGUGUGGGUGGAUUUGGAGAUGACGGGACUGGACAUAGAGAAGGAUGAGAUUAUUGAGAUGGCGUGCAUCAUCACAGACUCAGAUCUCAACAUCGUUGCUGAGGGUCCGAAUCUGAUCAUCAACCAGCCGGACAGUCUGCUCGACAGCAUGUCGGAUUGGUGCAAGGAGCAUCACGGGAAGUCAGGGUUGACGCAGGCGGUACGUGACAGUAAGAUCUCACUCCAGCAGGCUGAGUAUGAGUUCCUGUCCUUCAUAAGACAGCACACGCCUCCGGGCCAGUGUCCUCUCGCAGGUAACUCUGUGCAUGCUGAUAAGAAAUUCCUGGACAAGUACAUGCCCCAGUUUAUGCGUCAUCUCCACUAUCGUAUCAUUGAUGUGAGCACUGUCAAGGAGCUCUGCAGACGCUGGUUUCCAGACAUGUAUAAACAUGCUCCUCAGAAGAAAGCUUCACACAGAGCGCUGGAUGACAUUCAGGAGAGCAUCAAAGAGCUCAAGUUUUACAGAGCGACCGUCUUCAAAAGUGAAGGAGAAGAGAAGAAAAGGAAGAUUGUUGAAAACGGAGAGAGCAAACACGCAGCCUAAACACACACCUGCUCUGGCUUUGGAGAGUGAGCUUAACUUUGCACGUGGUGUAACCGUGUGUGUGUGUGAGCAGUUCUGUGUUCUUUAUUUUAUAAUUUGGUACGCGACUGAUUUCCACGUGUUCUCUUAGUUCUCAUUAUAACUGAAGUUAAGAGCAGAAUUUCUUUACAGGUUUGUUCUUGACGUGUUUUGAUUUUAUUCAUCCUGAUGUGAUGUUGCUGUUUUGCUGAAUCACAAAUACAGAAUGUGAAUGCUGAUCUUUCUCGCUCCAUUGUUGUCCUCUGUUCUUCUUUCCUUUUUAAAUAAAUUCCCUCCUGUGCUGAGUGUCUUUAA
Messenger RNA from Neoarius graeffei (lesser salmon catfish), 1180 nucleotides. It is a transcript of the gene rexo2, whose product is annotated as small fragment nuclease. NCBI's taxonomy places the organism in Eukaryota, Metazoa, Chordata, Actinopteri, Siluriformes, Ariidae. Gene Ontology annotation, cellular component: mitochondrion. The transcript is spliced from 7 exons. The record is from RefSeq and is a predicted model, not a curated record. Gene Ontology annotation, molecular function: nucleic acid binding; 3'-5'-RNA exonuclease activity. Bases 29 to 847 code for a protein of 272 amino acids.